ACACCUUAAAAGGACCAAACCUCUCUAUAGCAAUCCUACCACAACAAAGGAAGCCAUGGCUGACAAGAUCCUUGCAACCUAUUGCAUUCUCUCUCUCCUCUCAUUUAUAGCACUUGCACAUGGCUGCAACACAUGUGGUACGCCCCCAGCAAUAUACCCACCGCCCCCAGCAAUAUUAUACCCACCGCCCUCAGCAAUAUGCCCACCGGCCCCAGCACCGUACCCAGCCUCUUGUCCCAUAGAUACACUCAAGCUGGGUGUAUGCGCCGAUCUGCUGGGCGGGCUAGUGGGUGUAGUGGUCGGGACGCCACCUUAUAGCAAGUGUUGCACAUUGCUUGAGGGUAUCGCUGAUCUGGAAGCUGCUGUCUGUCUCUGCACCGUCAUUAAGGUCGAUGUGCUUGGUAUUAUCAACUUGGACGUGCCUGUCGCUCUCAGCUUGCUGGUUAGCGCGUGUGGGAGGAAGGUACCUGAUGGCUUUAAGUGUGCUUAGGAGGUCUCAUUUCGACCGUCCAUUCUCUGUUUUCUUAUAUGUCCAUUUUCAGCUCUUACAGUGCCUAGAGCUGAUUCAAAUGGUGUUGUUGUUGUUGUUGUAACUUGAUUCUUCACUCUCUUUCUUCUUUUGUUUCUAUUUUCGGCUUUUGUAGUGUCUAUAGUUGAUUGUUGUGGUCAUGGUUGUAGUUGUUCUUUGUCCAAGGAAUGCAUGCAUGCAUGCAUUUUUAUUUGGGUUGUUCUAAUGUAGUGGAAUACACGUACGUACGCUCUUGCUUUGUUUUCUUUCGGCUCUUGUAGUGUCUAUAGUUGAUUGUUGUGGUCAUGGUUGUAGUUGUUCUUUGUACAAGGAAUGCAUGCAUUUUUAUUUGGGUUGUUCUAAUGUAGUGGAAUAUGCUCUUGCUUGUUUU
This is a messenger RNA of Magnolia sinica, 899 nucleotides long. RefSeq names its product putative lipid-binding protein At4g00165. NCBI's taxonomy places the organism in Eukaryota, Viridiplantae, Streptophyta, Magnoliopsida, Magnoliales, Magnoliaceae. Bases 56 to 490 code for a protein of 144 amino acids. The record is from RefSeq and is a predicted model, not a curated record. The transcript has a single exon.